AUGGCGCAAUACGCUGCGUCGCCCGGCGAGGUCCCGACUGCUCAACACCAAUCGACACCCGCCCCACCCCCUCCAGCGGGCUCGACCAGGAGCGAGACGCCCUCUCAGCAGUCCGGACUGGCCCAGCAUAAGCGCGUCUACCAGGCCUGCAUACCAUGUCGGCGCCGGAAGGUGCGCUGUGACCUCGGGUCCGUCGACAACCCCCACGACCCUCCCUGCGUGCGCUGCCGCCGCGAGUCCAAGGAAUGCUACUUCAGCGCGACGCGGCGGAAGCGGAAGACCGACGACGACGGCGCGAUCCAGUCGCUUGAGAACGUAGAGCAUGACGACUACAUCAUCAGGAACGGUCGCAAGCGCCUCAACACGACCGCCUCGUCCCCGUCUUCGGCCGCCGCUCCGGCCCCGGUCUCGGUGAUCGACCGGAGGCUGUACAGCGAUGUGCCGCUCACCCCCGGCGGUUCACACGGGAGGGCGCAUCCUGUGAGGCGGCCUGGUGAUGGAAGAAGCGAAUCGUUGUCAGCAAGUGGUGGAGUCAAUGGCGAGAGACGGAGUACCAGCGAGUUUGGCAACGUCGAACCGAACCAACCCCUCGAGAACCUCGAGGCUAGGCAGGUCAUGCGAAAGGGAGUAUACGGGCCGCAUGAUGCUUUAGACCUGCUCUACAAGGCCGCUACCGAUAACAGCCCGUCGCACAGGCACGACGAACCCCGUUCUCCGAUGCGCAGCAAUCCCCAGCCGAACUCUCGCCAUGCCGGUGAAGACCCGGCUUCUCGCAAGCAGCCGCAGAGCCAGGGCAACGCAUACCACGUUGGGCAGGAGUCCCGCCAGGGCGCCAGUCUCGACCAGCCCAUUGAUCCUGCGCUCAUCAAGCUGGAGCCUUCCACGGGGCCGGGUUACGCCGAGGCGCUGCAGGCUUGGGCGAGGUUCCGCUUUGUACGAGCCGGAUGGUUUACCGCCAGCGAGGCGAUCGAAUACAUUGAUUACUACUAUGAAUACCUAUCGCCCUUGACACCGAUUUCGCCGCCUACAUUCCGCAAUCCUGCGUCCCAUCUGACUCUCCUGACGGAAGAGCCGAUCCUCACGGUGACCCUCUUGACCAUCGCGUCGAGGUACAGGCGCAUGGGUGGCACGGGGGGCCAUUGUCGUUCGCAUGCCAUUCAUGAGCAGCUCUGGACUUACCUCCGCGGCAUGAUAGAGCGAGUUGUGUGGGGUCAGGAAGCCUUCGGUGGCGGGUUCUGUGGUUCUGGGGUGGAUGAGGCCCAGAGCUCCAGCACUGCCCCGUGGAGGGGACUCCGCCGGGGCAGCUUGAGAACCCUCGGCACAAUAGAGUCGUUGAUGAUUCUUACCGAGUGGCACCCGCGGGCUCUCCACUUCCCACCCAGCGAGGCAAUUGAUGAGCUUCUGCUACCCGCGUCCUAUACCAGUUCCGACAACAACGUUGACGAGGAUGGGAACCAGCGGCCCGCCUUUGGAGGGAAGAGGAUCGAGAGCUGGCUCGAACCUGCUUGGAGGAGCGAUCGCAUGUGCUGGAUGCUUCUCAGUACCGGCAUGGGCCUCGCAUACGAGCUUGGCGUAUUUGACGACAUCGAUGAAAUGCUCACCGCGGGAGCAAUCACGAGGCCGGAAUAUGAGGAGGAAACCUAUCGCCUACGGGCAUAUCGCAUCAAGAGAUUACUUUUGAUCUAUCUGACCCAGCUCGCUGGAAGGCUUGGCUGGACUAGCAUGGUUCCCGAGAGUCUUCGCAGGUCUGACCCCGUCGUAUCACGGAGGCGUCCGGCCUCGGGUGAAGGCGCUACGCCGGGGACAAAUGUCUCCUCGCUGUCUAAUACUUUCAACUACAUUCCCGACCUAGAGCUUGAUGACCAGAUCAUCCACUGUUGGGCCGGUAUCAGCAACGCUAUGCACGUUGGGAACGAAAAGCUCUUCAGAUCCAGGCAGCACACGACGGACAUUAUCCAAAACGGGAAAUAUACUGUCCUCCUCAAGGAAUUCCAGCCGAUGCUGCAGGAUUGGUUCAAAGAAUUCGAACGUUUCAGGCUGCCUCCGCACAUUCGCCACAUCCUCACAAUCGAAUACGAAUACGUGAGAAUAUACGUCAACUCCCUCUCGCUGCAAGCCGUCGUGGAGCGGUGUACCAGCAACGCGGGUGGUGCCGCAGCCCCCGGGGGGGUUGUGUCAGGGCAAUCCGCACUGCAGCUUUCGCCUCAGACGCAGAACUACUACGGCAAGCUUCCGCUGGGCCAGCUUGGCGGCUUCACCGCCCAAGACCAGGAGUACGUCAAAGAGGUUGUUAACGGCAGCCGGAACCUGCUGCGGACCGUGGUUGAGGGGCUGCUUCCGGGCGACUAUCUCAAGCAUGCCCCCGUCCGGACGUAUUUCCGGAUCAUUAGCGGCGCCAUGUUCCUGCUGAAGACAUUUGCUCUUGGUGCUCCAAGGUCGGACGUCGAGAUCAGCAUCCAACUGAUGGAUCGGACCGUCGACGCCCUACGGAACUGCGUCGCGGACGACGUCCAUCUGGGGAUCCGUUUCGCCGACCUGCUUGAAUCUCUCACCAGCCGUCUCCGCAACCGCUUUAUUCACGCGCCGCCGCCGCCAGUCUCUGCUGCGGAUGUUCGAAGCCCGGGCCCGAAUCAGGCCGAGUCUGGAAAUGGGGCCGGCAUGAACGGACUGGGACAGGCAGGCCAUCAAGCAGGCGGAUCGGAAUCGUGGUCAAGACCUCGGGAAGGAAUGCCCGAGCGAUCCAGCACGCCGGCCAACAUCUCGGCCACACCCUUCGACCUGGCAUCGGGCACCUUCCCGUACCCGCCGGGUCCGGCGUCCGUGCUCGGACCGACGACACCGGCCGGCAUGACCGGCGGCCUGGGCGAUAACGGCGGCGGCGGCUUGACUCAGGCCGCCGGCGGCGGCGUCAACAACAACCAUGACCACGGGCUCAUGGACGGCUCCGACUGGAACGACCCCAGUAACGAGAUGUGGUACCUGCCGCCCGGACCGGCCUUCUUCCAGAACAUGGACAAUACCAGCGUCGCGAUGACGGCGGAGGGUAUCCACGUCGGCGGGCUUGACCUGCUCGAGUACAUGGCCAUGGACCCAAUGGAUGGCCAGUUUGGCGGGAUGAUGGAUGGGAAUGGGUUCUGA
Messenger RNA from Phialemonium atrogriseum, 3138 nucleotides. RefSeq lists its product as uncharacterized. The transcript is spliced from 4 exons. Gene Ontology annotation, biological process: aromatic amino acid catabolic process; positive regulation of transcription by RNA polymerase II. Gene Ontology annotation, molecular function: zinc ion binding; DNA-binding transcription factor activity, RNA polymerase II-specific. Bases 1 to 3138 code for a protein of 1045 amino acids. Gene Ontology annotation, cellular component: nucleus. The record is from RefSeq and is a predicted model, not a curated record. Lineage: Eukaryota; Fungi; Ascomycota; Sordariomycetes; Cephalothecales; Cephalothecaceae.